Molecule: messenger RNA, 633 nt
Organism: Penicillium taxi
Lineage: Eukaryota; Fungi; Ascomycota; Eurotiomycetes; Eurotiales; Aspergillaceae
Product: macro domain-containing protein
Exons: 1
Coding region: 1-633 (210 amino acids)
Source: RefSeq, a predicted model, not a curated record
AUGGCAUCCCUCAGGAGACUCACAGAUAUCCCAACUUUAUCUGACCUCUACCGAGAUGGCAUAAUGCAAGAGUCUUUUUCCUCCAACGAAUCGCCGUCGCAAGUACUAAAUGACAUCGUCUCUCCAUUUCGCUAUGACAUUACUCAACUUGAAGUGGACGCCAUCGUGAAUGCUGCUAAUCGCUCCCUUCUCGGCGGUGGAGGUGUUGAUGGUGCUAUUCACCGCGCAGCUGGCCCACAGCUAUUGCAAGAAUGUUCCCGUCUGGAUGGCUGUGAACCUGGUGAUGCGAAAAUUACUCCAGCUUAUUACCUCCCCUGCGAACGAGUGAUUCACACUGUUGGACCUGUCUUCCGACUUGAAUACAACCGAGAUCCCAGUCGUCCCUUUGUUCUGUUGCGAUCAUGCUACCGUCGCUCUCUCGAAGUUGCUGUGGAAAAAGGUAUUCGUAGCAUUGCUUUUUCUUGUAUCAGCACUGGUAUCUAUGGAUUUCCCCACGACAAGGCUGCCUUUAUUGCUGCGGAUGAAGUCCGAAAAUUCCUCGAGGAGCCCGAAAAUAUCGGCAAAAUAACCCGCGUUAUCUUUUGCCUAUUUCAGCCAGAGGAUGUGGCCGCUUACGACGAGGCGCUCCCGUAA